This is a messenger RNA of Tachysurus fulvidraco (yellow catfish), 2107 nucleotides long. RefSeq names its product probable G-protein coupled receptor 132. The coding region runs from base 312 to 1112 and encodes 266 amino acids. Gene Ontology annotation, biological process: G protein-coupled receptor signaling pathway. The transcript is spliced from 5 exons. Gene Ontology annotation, molecular function: G protein-coupled receptor activity. The record is from RefSeq and is a predicted model, not a curated record. Lineage: Eukaryota; Metazoa; Chordata; Actinopteri; Siluriformes; Bagridae. Gene Ontology annotation, cellular component: membrane.
CAACUCAUAUCCCUCGCUGGUGUUUUUGUUCUGGAGGAGAAAGGCCACAGGAUGUAGCCACUCAAAGGCAGUAGAAGUGGCUUCCUGCUGCGGGAAAUGAUCAAAAAAAUCAGACAAGCCCCUUAUGGAGGGAUGAAGUAUGCAUGCUGACUCUCACAGGUCCUUGCACACUGAGCUCAGUCUCCAUCACAGGCAGAUGUAAGAGUCAACACAAGCACUGCAAUGACAGCUGGAAAGGUUAGGGCCCUGCAGUGAGAACAGUUAAUGUUCAAAUCUUCAAAUGUCUUUCACAUGGGAACCUCAUAGAAAUCAUGUUUAUGAACCUGACAAAUGGAAGUUGCCACAUUCCUCUGGAGACAGAUCGUGUUGGUCUAACCUACAUCUACAGCCUGGCCUUUUCUCUGGGGCUGCCGGCAAAUCUGCUUUCACUGUGGGGACUUUACCAACUGGGCCGCUCAAGCGGAGCUGGAACUCAGCUGGUUUAUAUCCUCAACCUUCUACUGUCAGAUCUCCUUCAGUUGCUCACCUUGCCUUUGUGGAUCCUCUACUUACAGAGAGCACAUCACUGGCCCUACGGUUCCAUCACCUGUCAGCUGGUGGGCUAUGUCUUCUACGUGAACGUCUACGCAAGCAUUGCCUUUCUCUGUCUCAUAGCACUGGACCGAUGUCUGGCCAUUGUGUACCCACUGAGCAGCCGCAGUGUGAGGAAGGUUCGGCUGUCUGCAUUCUCUGGUGUGGUUGUCUGGACUCUUGUAUUCCUCUUCUGCCUAAUUGGUCUCUACCCAUCUGUAUUUGAGCCACAGAAGGGCUUGUGUUUGGAGCAGUAUCCCGUCACCCCAAGAUACGCUUACUUUCAAAUAGCCACGGUGGUACUGGGUUUUCUGAUGCCAUGCUCUAUACUUGGUUGCACUUCUGCCAGAAUCGGGGUCACACUACACAACUCCCCCUCUAUCUCUGAUCACGAGCGCAACAAAAUUGUGGGCACCCUAACAGUCAUCACCAUCAUCUUCAUCGUGGUCUUUGGGCCCUAUCACAUGGUGGAGUGGCUUCAGUCACUGGGUCCAUUAACAAAACCUGAAGUGCUCUGCACAGUUAUAUUCUCCCUCUGCUAAGAUACUUGAUUAAAACCACAAAGGGGCUUAAAACAGUUUAUGAGUUUUCCAAGAAAAAAAUCUAAACCUGUCAGACAUGUGUUAUCUCAACGGCUGGAAACGAACCUUCAGAACAUUUCCAAGUAUAAGAUCAGAGUCAAAGACAAGUUGUGCCUUUUCUGUAUCCAGAGGCUGUUCAUCUUAAGAAAUGAAAAGGUUACAAAUCGUUCCUCUGUUCUCUGUACUGUCAUAAAGAUGAUUCAAACAGGUAUAAGGAUUAAGGAGUAAUGGAUUACGUAUCUGCGAAUAAAUUACAGCAAAAGAAUGAAAUACUGUCUGUGGUAUAUUUUAAACCUGGUUGUCUAAAAGGACAUUAUAUUAUAUUACAUAGUUUUAUUAGCUUGUGUUGCUUUUUGGAACUGUUUUCUGAACUACUAGAUCUAGCGCGCACUACAGUACAUCUAUGAAACGUCCGAAAUCAACUUUAUCAAUGGAUUAAAAUAUUUUAUUCAUACAUUUAAUAUUAUGUUUUGUUUUGUUUUGCAUAAAAUAGAAUUCUGCCUUUUUUUUUUUUUUUUUUUUUUUACAUUUACAGCCUUCCUUCAAACACAAAAUGGAAAUCUGAAGCCUACAUGACAAAGUAGUUUAUUUCUUAAGUUUUAAAGGUCACCUUAAAGUACGUUUUUUGCGUCUUCACCUGUUUCUUAUGUCACUUCAUGAAACACCCCUUCAUUUCACUGAAGACAUGUAGAUGCACAUGAGGGCAAUAAAUUAUCCCAGUUCUGUCAUAGAUGAAGCUCUGUGGCCCUCUGCUGGUUUUAACCAAGAUCAAAACACAAUUAACAGCACUGGCAAUAAAGACAGCCCUGAAUGAUUUGUUUGUUUUACUUUGCUUCUUUUUCCAGUUGACUGUGAUUACAGUUGGUCUACAUUUGUCUGUUUUUUGCACCUGUUUCUCCUUUAAGAAAAAAAGGUUGAAUAUAAUAAAAGAUAAUAAAACUCAUUUUUAACUAAGA